Vidua macroura (Pin-tailed whydah) is the source of this 2611-nucleotide messenger RNA. It is a transcript of the gene HNRNPH1, whose product is annotated as heterogeneous nuclear ribonucleoprotein H1. Gene Ontology annotation, cellular component: ribonucleoprotein complex; nucleoplasm. Bases 249 to 1955 code for a protein of 568 amino acids. The record is from RefSeq and is a predicted model, not a curated record. Gene Ontology annotation, molecular function: RNA binding. NCBI's taxonomy places the organism in Eukaryota, Metazoa, Chordata, Aves, Passeriformes, Viduidae. The transcript is spliced from 16 exons. Gene Ontology annotation, biological process: regulation of RNA splicing.
GGCGGCCAUUUAUAGGCGCGGAACGGGCGCUGCGCAGACGGAGUGAGCGGGCGGUACCGGGAGUACCGGCGGCUGUAUCGCGGCCCAUCCCCGCGGGAGUGCUGCGAAACCCCCCGCAGAACCUCGAUCCACCUUUUCCGAGCGCCCCUUCGGCCGGCGCUGAGCUUUUGUUUCUGUUCGCGCAGCGCCUGAGCGCCCCCGCCCAGCUUUGUUCUUCUUGAGGCCCCUGCGGGGAAGGCGCGGCCAAGAUGGACCCUUGUCACACCGAGGAGACCGAGGGCGAGAUCCCCGGCUUGGGCUUCAGUGACCGAAGCGAGCAGAUUGUUUCACGUGGGGUAGCGUCAGCCUUUGAAACUGCAACCACAGAAGCAGAGACAGAGCAGAGCCUCACCCCCAAUGUGAUGCUUAACACAGAGAGCAGCGAGGGAUAUGUGGUGAAAGUUCGGGGGCUGCCUUGGUCUUGCUCCACCGAAGAGGUUCAGAGGUUCUUCUCCGAUUGCAAAAUUCUGAAUGGGGCUUUGGGUAUCCGUUUCAUCUACACCAGGGAGGGCAGACCAAGUGGAGAAGCAUUUGCUGAACUUGAGUCAGAGGAGGAUGUGAAAUUGGCCCUGAAAAAAGACAGAGAAACAAUGGGACACAGAUACGUUGAAGUUUUCAAGUCAAACAACGUUGAAAUGGAUUGGGUUCUGAAGCAUACUGGUCCCAACAGCCCUGAUACAGCUAAUGAUGGUUUUGUACGUCUUAGAGGACUCCCAUUUGGCUGUAGUAAAGAAGAAAUUGUACAGUUUUUUUCAGGGUUGGAAAUCGUGCCAAAUGGGAUAACAUUGCCGGUGGACUUCCAGGGGAGGAGUACGGGGGAGGCCUUCGUGCAGUUUGCUUCACAGGAAAUAGCUGAAAAGGCUCUAAAGAAACACAAGGAAAGAAUAGGGCACAGGUACAUUGAGAUCUUCAAGAGUAGCCGAGCAGAGGUGCGCACUCACUACGACCCUCCCCGCAAGCUGUUGGCCAUGCAGAGACCUGGUCCGUACGACAGGCCCGGCCUGACGCGCGGAUACAACAGUCUGGGUAGAGGAAGUAGCUUGGAGAGAAUGAGGCGCGGAGCCUACGGAGGAGGUUAUGGAGGUUAUGAUGACUACAAUGGGUAUAAUGAUGGCUAUGGGUUUGGUUCUGAUAGAUUUGGAAGAGAAUGGACUCUUUUCUCCGCAGGGAUGUCGGACCACAGGUACGGCGACGGAUCGUCCACCUUCCAGAGCACGACCGGCCACUGCGUCCACAUGCGAGGUCUGCCCUACAGAGCCACGGAGAACGACAUCUACAACUUCUUCUCACCUCUGAACCCUGUAAGAGUACACAUUGAAAUCGGACCAGAUGGCAGAGUAACCGGAGAGGCAGACGUUGAAUUUGCUACUCAUGAGGACGCAGUGGCUGCUAUGUCCAAAGACAAAGCAAAUAUGCAACACAGAUAUGUAGAACUCUUCCUGAAUUCUACAGCAGGAGGAACUGGUGGUGCCUAUGGCAGUCAGAUGAUGGGAGCAAUGGUCAAGGAGUCGGAAGGGGUAGUCCAAGAUUGGAACACUAGCACAUUGCCAGCACAAGUCUUAAAUGCCUGUUGCAGUUAUGCCUCUAAGACAGAUACCCUCCUGACACCCAGCUGGGCUGGUUUCGGAGAUGAAGGGAUGUCUUUAGAAACCCCAUCACUUUCCUUGAGCAUGUUAAACUUCCCUUGGUGUGAGCAAGGGAGCCAAUCCAGUUACGGAGCUCCAGGCAACCAGCAGCUGAGUGGAGGUUAUGGAGGAGGAUAUGGAGGUCAAAGCAGCAUGAGUGGCUAUGACCCCGGGAGCCAGGGCGCCAUGAACAGCAGCUACUACAGCAGUGGGAACCGCGCAUCCAUGGGAGUGAACGGCAUGGGCGGCAUGUCCAACAUGUCCAACAUGAGUGGUGGCUGGGGAAUGUAACCAAUCGCUGACUUUUGGUCACAUCUUUUUUAAAAAACAAAAAAACAAAAAACUAAGUUUAACAGUUUUGCAAUACAAGCUUGUGAUUUAUGCUUUACUGUAAGUGAAUUCAGGAUUGUUUUAAAACCUUUCAGGUUCAGUAUUUUUGAACAUACAGAAAUGAACAUUCAUCUAGGAUGUAAUAACCAAGUAAGGACUAUAACUGUUAAACAAUUUGGAGCGUUUCUCAAGUUAGUUUUGUUGUAGGAGUGUAUUUAAGCAGUAAGCGUAUUUAGGUUAAAGCUGUUUGAAUUAUGUUAAAUGUUGCUCUUAUACCAUAUUACAUCCAACACUGUUUUGAAUACAUGUUGAAAGAGACAUGCUUUUUUGUAAAGAUCCAAUAUAGGAGCUGUGUCUGAAAAUCAAAGUGAACAUUUGGCAUGUUAGUUCUAGUUUAUUUCUUUUAAUAUCCUGUAAGGCAUGUUAAAGCUUUUUUUUUUUUAAGUUAAUGGGGGAAACAUGUUGAGACGCAAUACGGCUACUUUAGGAUUUUGGUCUUGGUGUUCGUAUAAAAUUCUGAGGCCUUGAUUUAAUCUUUCAUUGUAUUGUGAUUUCCUUUUUAGGUGUAUUGCGCUAAGUGAAACUUGUUAAAUAAAUCUUCCUUUUAAAAACUGGAA